GCCUCAUUUCAGCCCUUUACGUGACGUCAUGGCGCCUCUGUGACGGCGCGUUGCCUGGAGACGGUUCCCGCGCCUCUGGCCGUUGCUAUAGAAACGCGCCGUCAUCGCGUCAGAACCUUCUGGAACCAAGGAGAGAAAAACCCACAGAAUGAGCCGUUCGGGUCCAGUUCGGAACCGAACCGGGGCGGUUCUGGUGCUGUAGAACCGCGCGGCCCGUUUGGACUCAGACAGGUUUGGAUCCGCACGCUGCAGCAGGAUGUCUGCUCUUUCAUCGAAGCCCGGCCUGCGGCACAGCAUGUCAGAGUGGCUCAGCAACAACCAGCAGCUGGCCGCCACCGCGCAACGUGAGCGACACGUUUCCCACCAGGUCCGGCAGGAGGGCCGGACGCUGCGCAACGAGACCCACUGCCAGACGGUGUGGGACGAGGGCGACACGUCUCGCAGGCUCAGCGACCGGAUCUGGGACGUUUCCCGGUGGAGGGACGUCCUGGAAAUCUGCGCACAGAAAGUGGACGAGGAGAUGGAGAAUCUGACUCUGUCCAAAGAGCGGAGCGAGCUGGCCCUGGCCGCCACCGCCGUGCCCCUGGAGGUCACCAAGGAGUGCCUGGCGCUCAGGGAGGGUCGUCGCGGCUACGAGCUGGUCAGCGACCCGGUGGAGGCGCAGCUGAAGCGGGAGGCGGAGCUGAUCGAAGGCGUGCAGCAGCGGCUGCAGCGCAGCAUCGACCAGGCAUUCGAACAGCUGGGCAUCCUGCAGGAGGUCCGACACCAGCUGACCUCUGACCUCCAGAACAAGAUGGAAGCUCUGGACAUCGACACGUCCUGCCUGUCCCUAACCAUAAAGUCACCGAGCAUCUCCCUGAAGACGAACCCGACCCGGAUACCGUCAGGUUCCUCCUCCCCUCAGGACUGGGCCCAGUUCAGCCAGUACAACGUGGCGCGAGCCCACGAGGCCGUCCACGUUUCCCAGCAGAUGAGGGAGAACAUGAGCCUCAGCAGAGCGCAGGUCCAGAAUGAGUUGGAGGCUCAGCGCCGAGCCACAGAGUUCGCUCUCCGUAAGCGGACGCACCACGAGGAGCAGGCCAGAGACGAGCUGCAGUGGCAAAUCAAAACCACUGAGGAUGAGAUGGCCGCCAUGCAGGGCGACAUCCGAGGGCUGGACGCAGACCUGCAGGCCAAGACGGCCUCCCUGAAGCUGGCUCACACCCGGCUGGAGGCCAGGACCCGCAGGUCCGGCAUGGAUCUGUGCCGCGACGAGGUGCAGCACGGCCUCGUUGCUGAGGUCCAGCAGCUGGAAGCCUCCAUUCAGGCCCUGAAGCAGAAGCUGUCAGACGCUCAACGCUCUCUGCAGAAGAUGACGCUCCACCACAGCAGCAUGCGCCAGGAUCUGUCCAGAAAGCAGGAAGCUCUGUCUCUGGAACAGCGCAGCACGCAGUGCAGGACCCGCAUGGCGUCUCCGUCCGGCUCCGACCGGACCGCGGUGCCGCCGGUCCCGCUGGUGAACUCCAGCGGGAGGAGCAACCUUCGGCUGCUGGCCCAGUGAGCAGAACCGUCCGCUCCAUUCCAGGCCUGCGCCGGUCGGGCUGGUGGAGCAGCUCUGACUUUCAUUCACUUUUUAUUUUUCCAGUUUUGACAAUUGAUUGUUUUUGGAUAAUGGUUCCUUCUGCCUUUGGAUGCUGUGCACCUGGAUUGAGUUUUGAUAAUACUUUGCUAAUUUGUUGUGAUGCGUAACCAUAGCAACAAGGUGGUUUAAACUGGGAGCUGCUGAUUAACAUUGCAAAGCUGAAAUAUUACCAUAACUGAAGACAAAAUCCCAGAGGAUUUGACAAGGAGAGAGAGGAGGAAGUUCAAACCAUCGUUAUCAUCCAUCGCAAUGGACAACCUGAGACUGCUAGCUAACAAGAUGGCUGACCUUCAAGCCCUGAGCGGGCCUCAUGCAGUGCGGUGUGUUGGCUCCCAGAAACGUCUCUCUGCCAGCCUUCACCACAGAGACAGCGGGAGAAGAGAAGGAGGCGGAUUAGCUUUGUUUCAGGACAGGUUUCUGUUUAGUGUCAUCUCUGUCCACACACUGACCUCUUGGCAGGACGUCUCCGUUCAGAUUAUUUUACCAACAGAGAUUUGUUUUACAGCAAUAGCAAGGGUUCAUACAUUUCAUAAUGAAAACCUGUUCUGGGUGUGGAAACACUGGGUCCCUUUGUGGCAGGGUGUGGAAACAUUGGGUCGUUUUGUGGCAGGGUGUGGAAACAUUGGGUCGUUUUGUGGCAGGAUGUGGAAACAUUGGGUCGUUUUGUGGCAGGGUGUGGAAACAUUGGGUCGUUUUGUGGCAGGGUGUGGAAACAUUGGGUCACUUUGUGGCAGGGUGUGGAAACAUUGGGUCACUUUGUGGCAGGGUGUGGAAACAUUGGGUCGUUUUGUGGCAGGGUGUGGAAACAUUGGGUCGUUUUGUGGCAGGGUGUGGAAA
This is a messenger RNA of Poeciliopsis prolifica (blackstripe livebearer), 2458 nucleotides long. RefSeq names its product tektin 2 (testicular) (gene tekt2). Lineage: Eukaryota; Metazoa; Chordata; Actinopteri; Cyprinodontiformes; Poeciliidae. Gene Ontology annotation, biological process: cilium assembly; cilium movement involved in cell motility. Bases 257 to 1540 code for a protein of 427 amino acids. Gene Ontology annotation, cellular component: microtubule cytoskeleton; nucleus. The transcript is spliced from 10 exons. The record is from RefSeq and is a predicted model, not a curated record.